Messenger RNA from Xenopus tropicalis (tropical clawed frog), 2675 nucleotides. RefSeq names its product protein tyrosine phosphatase domain-containing protein 1-like. The coding region runs from base 825 to 2498 and encodes 557 amino acids. The transcript is spliced from 11 exons. The record is from RefSeq and is a predicted model, not a curated record. Gene Ontology annotation, molecular function: protein tyrosine/serine/threonine phosphatase activity; protein tyrosine phosphatase activity; hydrolase activity. Gene Ontology annotation, biological process: cilium assembly. Lineage: Eukaryota; Metazoa; Chordata; Amphibia; Anura; Pipidae.
CACACCACUGUAUGUGGUGAAUCUAUUGGCAGUAAAAUGCCAAAAUGACUUUCCUCCUCCUUUAAAGAAUUAUUGUGUUCAGAACUAGCAACAAUUGGUCAGCAAAUCCUGUUUAUAGUGAUUCCUUGAAGAUAUCUUGACGUAUUAAAUAGGGUUCCAGGGAUAGGCUAAAGAGCAGCAAGGAAAGAGAGCAUCCUUGUCUUGUUCCUUUGAAUAUUUCUAAUAAAUCAGAUUUCUACCCAUGUACCAAAAUUAGUUUGGUAAAAUUUAGUCUUAGGAAUAUAAUAAUUUUAUAAAGCUCUUAAAAGGGCCAAUUAAGCAAAAGUUUUCCAAUCUAUCAAAAAGAUGUUCCCAUUUUUUUUUAUUAUUUGUGGAAACUCUCCAGUUUGGUAUUUUUUUAGGUGUCACGUUGCUAAGGUCCAGUUUGUCAUAGGAAAUAAGCAGUGGUAUGAAUGAAAGACAGAAAGAUGAAUGUAAGAGGGGCUUAAGAGGACGAUAGGUCGAAAAUGUAACAAUAAAAAUUAAAUUGCAGCCUUAGGAGCAAGAGUUUUUUGGCUUCAAGGGCUCUGUGACCCCCAUUUGAAAGUUAGAAAGAGGCAGAUGGGGGUGGAAAAUAAAUAAUAGGUUCUAAAAAUUUUUUUAAAAAAAGACCAGUUGAAAAGUUCCAAAGAAAAGAAUUUUCUAUAACAUUCUAAAAGUUAACUCAUAAGUGAAUUUACUCUUUAAAUGAUGUUCUUGGUUGUUGAAUGUCUUAAAUGUAACCCUCUCUUACCGUUUCUCUUCUUAGAAAAGGCCUUAUAUCAUCUUCACCUUCUUGUUAGAACAUGAGACCCUCUACAAAGGAACCAGGUCCAAGCUACUCACAUACUCGUGAACGACUGGUACAGGCAAUACCUCCUCGCGUCAUUUGCUCUUUGACCUGCGGGGGCCGUGAGUGCCGCUAUGAGGGUCCAGAGGGUUGGAGUGAAAAACAGCAAGCUAUCCGCGGAUUAUACUCCUCAUGGGUCACAGAGGAGAUCUUGGCAACGAGCCGUCCCUCCACCCGUUUAAUGAAAGAACACAAAAUCACAGAUCAAUUUCACAGGUAUGCUAUACGGUCUGUGAUCAGUGCUCAGCAACCUUGGGAACACCCUCAUUGUGGGGACCCUCUGGAUCCUCAAAGUGGCUUCUCAUACAGGCCUCAGGAUUUCAUGGACUCUGGCAUUUCUUUCUAUAGUUUUGGUCUCCCUGAUUUUGGUGUGGUCCCAGUUCCGCGGAUUCUGGAUGCAGUCAAGGUCAUUGCUUUUGCUCUGAGAGAGGGGAGAGUGGCUAUUCAUUGCCAUGCAGGACUGGGCCGAACAGGAGUCCUCAUAGCUUGUUAUUUGGUGUAUGCCUGUCGUGUUUGCGCAGCUGACGCAAUACGUUUUGUUCGUUUGCGCCGUCCUGGCUCCAUUCAAACAGCUUCCCAGUUGUCUCGGGUGCAUGAGUUUGCUAUGUUUUUGAGCUCUCAAUGGCCUGUCUUCCCUUGCACACCUCCAUGUAUUACAAGAUUUACCUUAUCACAGUAUUUGAUCCGCCAACGGCAUCUCCUUCAUGGGCAGGAGGCUCGGUGCUUCCGUCACCUUCCAAAGCCUGUGGUGGUCACAUGCCGUAGAUUGGUACAGCUCGCUGGUGGGAGAAGAGGAUGUGGGGGCCCCUGGGUCCAGUUGGAGAGGGAAGCUGCACACAAACUGCUGCGCCAGGUUAUUAUAAGGGCUGCCAAGGAACCCUCAAACAUUUGUGAAUUUCAACCAGCCUGUGAGGAUGAUGAAAAUGAACAAGAGCAAGCAGCAAGAAGAAGGAGGGCGAUGCUGAAAACUCAGAUCAGCUAUGAUACUGGAAUCCUGCAACUGCUGCUCACUGGAAGCACAGUAGUAGAGAAUGGCAGUAGUGGAAUGCCCAGCUUUGAUGUGAAGCACUCACAACACAGCCAGACAAGGGCAGGCAACUAUGACACAAAUGGUGAAGACAUGGCUGAGCAAAUACCUCUCAUGACUCCCCAACAUAUAUUGUGUGUUGCAGAAGCUUUGGCUGAUGUGAAUGAACCAGACAAUGAAACAUGCCAAAAAGUGCAAAUUCUUCAGAGGCUUUUGAAUGAGGAGGGAGCAUGGGCAGCAGUUUCCACAGAGAGUAAUCCCAAAGUUCUUAGCACCCUGCUUUGGGACUGGCUGUAUCAACUCAAGGAGCCUGUGUUAACACUGGAGGAUGUAAACCUUUUUUGUGAUGGAGACUGGAGAGAACACCUUAAAAGACUAAACCGGUGUCAGGGAGAGACUCUUUGCUGCCUCCUACAGUGUGUCAGUAAACUCCCAUCUCUACUGCCUCAGAUGGAAGAGAUGGUCAUAAUAAGACUUGUCAGAGCUCUGACACAGCUUCCUACAAAUGCUCAAGAGUUGCCUUCCAACAUCAUCUCAAGACUGCACACUGUUGUUUCAGAGAUAAGAGUUCAAGGUGUCUCUGCCAUGGGUGUACGAAGAUAAGUUACUAGAGUCAACUUCAGCUAACUGAGACUGAGAGGAAAGCCUUGAACAACAUUAAAUACAAAGGGCAGUUAACACAGAGUGAAGCAGAAAGAAUCUGCACAGAAGCAAUGUAAUAGAUGCAGAACAUUUCCCAUGGCAAACCCAUACAAAUAAACAAAGUGUGUUUAAGCUGGC